UUGUGUAUGUAGUUGAGAAUGUAGGCUACUGCAAAAAGCUAAAUACAAAUCGGUUUUAGUCGGUAGUUGCUUCUUAAAUCUCACGUGGGAGUUCUGUAACCUACCUGUUCAUGGGUCGGGGUAGCAUUCUACCUUUUCAAAAAGCCGUAAUGUAGUCUAUUCAGUCUGUAAAAAGGUUUCAGAAGCGUGAGAAUCUUCAUGAGGAAGACAUAACUGUAGACAUACGCCUCCGGCUACAGUGUCUGUCCUGUGGUUGCUGGCUAAAUUUGGCUAAAUGUUGAUUUCUGGCGAAGCUGCUUGAAAUCUCCAAAGACAGACCCACCUGCACGCGCGAUUACAGGAGUGCGCGCGCGGAGCUUGUAUUGUCCUGUUGCAAGGCAAUCCGCGCGCUACACAUUUCUUUCUCACAUCCUCUCUGCGUUCUACGUGAAGACAAACAAAGAGCGGUACAGGGGUAAAAGAACAACACAGCGAGGAAUAGUUAUCUUGCCGAGUCUUCAUAAUAGCGCCCCCUGCUGGAGACCUGUGGAAUGAGCAUAUGCGGCAGGAAGGCGCUGACGUUGCUGAGCAGCGUGUUCGCGGUGUGCGGCCUGGGGCUGCUGGGCAUCGCCGUGAGCACGGACUACUGGCUCUACCUGGAGGAGGGCGUCAUCCUGCCCCUCAACCAGAGCGCCGAGAUCAGGAUGUCCCUGCACUCCGGCCUCUGGAGGGUCUGCUUCCUGGCGGGGGAGGAGACGGGCCGCUGCUUCACCAUCGAGUACGUGAUGCCCAUGAACGUCCAGAUGACCUCAGAGUCCACCGUCAGCGUGCUGAAGAUGAUCCGCUCGGCCACACCCUUUCCCCUGGUCAGCCUCUUCUUCAUGUUCAUCGGGUUUGUGCUCAACAACAUCGGACACAUCCGACCGCACCGCACGAUCCUGGCCUUCGUUUCCGGAAUCUUCUUCAUCCUCUCAGGUCUGUCCCUGGUCGUGGGCCUGGUGCUGUACAUAUCCAGCAUCAACGACGAGAUGCUGAACAGGACCAAGAACAGCGAGGCCUACUUCAGCUACAAGUACGGCUGGUCUUUCGCCUUCGCCGCCAUCUCCUUCCUGCUGACUGAGACGGCGGGCGUGAUGUCCGUCUACCUGUUCAUGAAGCGCUACACGGCGGAGGAGAUGUACCGGCCGCACCCCGGCUUCUACCGCCCCCGCCUGAGCAACUGCUCCGACUACUCGGGCCAGUUCCUGCACCCGGACGCCUGGGUCCGCGGCCGCAGCCCCUCCGACAUCUCCAGCGAGGCCUCCCUGCAGAUGAACUCCAACUACCCCGCCCUGCUCAAGUGCCCCGAGUACGACCAGAUGUCCUCCUCGCCCUGCUGAGCCACCCCCCCCCAGUGCUAACCCCCCCCCACACCUCUCCUCCUCUACAGGCAGGGAGAGACAUUAGCAGGGUCUCUGUUAGACCGUGAGCUGUAAAAAAAAAAACAGCAGGAAGUCCUGUGUGUAGGCUAAAGGAGAGGAGUUCUGUUUGGGCUGGCUGUUUUUUAGUUCCGUUGUAUUGUAUGCUAGGUUUUAGCCGUCGGGUGGUGGCAGUACAACAUUCCUAACGCUACGCUUGUAUAUAAGUUUA
Messenger RNA from Anguilla rostrata (American eel), 1608 nucleotides. Its product is annotated as voltage-dependent calcium channel gamma-5 subunit. The record is from RefSeq and is a predicted model, not a curated record. Gene Ontology annotation, cellular component: AMPA glutamate receptor complex; postsynaptic density membrane. Gene Ontology annotation, molecular function: channel regulator activity; voltage-gated calcium channel activity. The transcript is spliced from 6 exons. The coding region runs from base 531 to 1358 and encodes 275 amino acids. NCBI's taxonomy places the organism in Eukaryota, Metazoa, Chordata, Actinopteri, Anguilliformes, Anguillidae. Gene Ontology annotation, biological process: transmission of nerve impulse; postsynaptic neurotransmitter receptor diffusion trapping; neurotransmitter receptor transport, postsynaptic endosome to lysosome.